Echinostoma caproni is the source of this 459-nucleotide messenger RNA. Lineage: Eukaryota; Metazoa; Platyhelminthes; Trematoda; Plagiorchiida; Echinostomatidae. The record is from the annotation of a GenBank genome assembly.
AUGAUGGGUGGUGGACCAAUGCCGCGAGAAAUGAUGAUGCACGGUCGUGGUAUGAUGAUGUCUGAUCCAGACGUUCCCGUGAUGCCGUUCGGGGAUGAUCAGAACGAGGUACCGCGAAGUCUGAACUUCGAUGACAACCUGCCUGUACCGCAUAUGAUGCCGCGCAUGAUUGCAGUUCGCAUGCAGGAGCCUACUUGGACCGAACGAAUGGGUUACGGAUUGCGUUACGUGGGCUCGCAUCCGCUAGUCCUCUUGUUUAGCGUCACUUUGAUCGCUCUGUGCAUCUUGUUCCUCGUGCAGCUGGUGGUCGAAUGCAGACGACGUCAUCGUCGAAACAAUCCAUUCCAGUACAACCAAUUUGAUCAAUUACCGACUUACGUGGAAGCCACCAUGAUCAAGGUUCCCUGCGAUGAUGAUUACAGCUCCGAGAUGGUCAAGGAGAAGUCGGUGAAAGCUUGA